UUCUACGGGUGCCGAGGGGAGGGCGCGCGCACAUCGUCCUAGCACCGCGAGAGGCGCCGGUGCUUCCAGCCGUGGCACUGGCAUCUGCUGAGACUGCAGCCUCGGAUUUGUCCUUUUUUCUUUCCUCCCACUUCCCUUCUUCACCCCCACGUGAACUUCUCACCUAAGGACUGUAAAAGCUAACUGGUUUGAAAAUGGAGAACCAAGAACCAACGGAUUCUUCUCAGAAUACCAAACAGUCUAUUAUUUCAGAGGAGUUAAUUUCAGAAGGAAAAUGGGUCAAGCUUGAAAAAACAACUUACAUGGAUCCUACUGGUAAAACUAGUGUAUUUGGGAUGGGACCAUCAGUGGUUUCCCCAGCUCUUCUUCAGUCUUUAGGACUAACCUUAAGAGGGAGCAGAGCGAGCUGUGCUGAAAGAACCUGGGAAACAGUGAAACGCACAACCAGGAAGGGACAGUCUGCUGAUGGUGUAGCGGUAAUCCCUGUGCUGCAGAGGACUCUUCAUUACGAGUGCAUUGUUCUAGUGAAACAGUUCCGGCCACCGAUGGGUGGCUACUGCCUUGAAUUCCCUGCAGGUCUCAUAGAUGAUGACGAAAGCCCAGAAGCAGCUGCUCUUCGGGAGCUUGAGGAAGAAACUGGCUACAAAGGUGACGUUGCUGAAUGCUCUCCAGUUGUGUGUAUGGACCCAGGUUUGUCGAACUGUACCACACACAUCGUGACAGUAACCAUUAACGGCGAUGAUGCAGAAAACGUACGACCCAAGCCAAAGCCAGGGGACGGAGAAUUUGUGGAAGUAAUUUCAUUACCAAAGAAUGACCUGCUGAAGAGAAUUGAUGCUCUGGUAGCUGAAGAACAUCUUACAGUGGAUGCCAGAGUCUAUUCCUAUGCUCUCGCGCUGAAACACGCAAACACGAAGCCAUUUGAAGUGCCCUUCCUGAAAUUUUAAGGGUAAAGACAACAGUGGCCAUAUGUUUUUAUAAAUGAGACCAGCAGGCCUUCUUCACUAAGACUUUGUAUUCACCUUAGUUUAAUGUAGAUUUUAAAUUAGCUUUUUCAUAAAAUAAAAGCACAGAAUGCA
Microcebus murinus (gray mouse lemur) is the source of this 1079-nucleotide messenger RNA. NCBI's taxonomy places the organism in Eukaryota, Metazoa, Chordata, Mammalia, Primates, Cheirogaleidae. The record is from RefSeq and is a predicted model, not a curated record.